Molecule: messenger RNA, 1544 nt
Organism: Alternaria alternata
Lineage: Eukaryota; Fungi; Ascomycota; Dothideomycetes; Pleosporales; Pleosporaceae
Product: FMI2 protein
Exons: 1
Coding region: 158-1126 (322 amino acids)
Biological process (GO): negative regulation of SCF-dependent proteasomal ubiquitin-dependent catabolic process; negative regulation of protein binding; regulation of ERK1 and ERK2 cascade
Cellular component (GO): cytoplasm; nucleoplasm
Molecular function (GO): F-box domain binding; protein tyrosine/serine/threonine phosphatase activity
Source: RefSeq, a predicted model, not a curated record
AGACGCGCCUCUAAUAAACCGCACUAUCGUGUCAUCAUUCACUGUGCCAGAAGCAAUUCCUUCGGCCCGGAUCCACAAAGCCCUGCCCUUCGCGCCGUCUGCUCCUAACAAGACACGCUCCCCUCAACACCCCGCCUACGGGUCCCAAACGAGAACCAUGGCGACAAUACGCGAAGAAAAGACUCUGUCUGACCUCCCCAACGGGCACAUGCGCAACCAACACGAAUACUCGUACCGCCUCCCCACAGCCCCCCGCAUUGUGGUUCCCCCUCCCACGCUCACGACCGACAUGCCAGGUCUGUCUCUUGGUGGCACACCUGGAGGCGAUGUAGACAUGAGCUUCUUGAACGAGUUGGACCUCGAGGACAUCAUACAGAAGAACACGCUGCUAGAAUGGGCAUACGAGCGACGGAGACAGGCACAAAUGAUACUGCCGUGGGUCUAUCUUGGUCCUAUGGUGGCAGCCAGGGACAAGGCUUUUCUAGAGCGAGAGGGCAUCACCAUGGUACUGGCUGUUCGUGCCCAGGCCAACAGCAUGUCGGGCGCCAUGCAAGCUGCUACCCAGGUAUGCAUGGAGGUGGGCAGCAUCGAGUCUCCCAGUUUCUACAGCCUCACGCCCAGGUUCCCGGACGCGACGAGCAUGAUCAACUCGCACAUCGCACGGGUACGACAACACAGCUUGGAGACAACAGGGCAGGCCACUCUCGGAAAAGUGUUAGUCUUCUGCGAGUCUGGCAAUGAGAAGUCAGCUGCCGUGGUCGCAGCCUAUCUGAUGCAGACGCUCAACAACAUCGAUUACAUCAAGGCUAUGCAAGUCUGUCAAGCGCAGCGCUUCUGCGUUAAUUUCGACGAUGUCUUGAAGAAUAUCCUACGCUCCUAUUGGGAUAUUCUCCUUGCCCGACGCUCCAUCGCCGCCUCUUACGCGCAAGCGCCACACCAGAAUGGUCUUAGUAACGGCUCUGCACAGCCUGCAUCACUGUCCCUUUCCUUCUCGUCAAGUAAGCAAAAGCGAGGUAUUGAAGAUACAAGGGAUGGCGACGACGAUACGAACAUGGAAGAUGGCAUGGAUGCGUCGGAUGUGCUCCGGUUUACGGGGCGCGACGUUACUCCUUUCCAAGACCGGUAGACAUAAUCCUCUGGCAGUUGGCGAUUUCGUUGAUUUUGUAUCAGGCGUUCACUAGCAUUAUACCCUGCAUGAUUCAAGGCGUUAUCAAGCGGUGCUUGGCAUCAGAAGGCUUACUCAUAUCCGUAGUAUCGCUGGGCACUCCCAUGGAACGGGUAAGCACAUCGGCCUUUUCAUUCAGGCUACCCAAAACCUUGGCCAGUAGCCGCAACUGGUUCUGUCUCUUCUAAAACAUUUUACGCUCUACCUUUCCUUGCAUUUUCUCCUUCAAUCAGUGCUCCUGCGAAAUCUAUAUGACUGCGUCCUCCUAGACGGCUUUGCUUGCCCUGAGCCGAUGACGUGACUUCGUAAAUGACACAUGGGACGAUUGUGGGCACCUGCUUAGGCUAUCCUUCUCUGGUACGUGGCUUCUGCAGAACAA